Molecule: messenger RNA, 780 nt
Organism: Passer domesticus (house sparrow)
Lineage: Eukaryota; Metazoa; Chordata; Aves; Passeriformes; Passeridae
Product: transmembrane emp24 domain-containing protein 7-like
Exons: 4
Coding region: 1-780 (259 amino acids)
Biological process (GO): Golgi organization; intracellular protein transport; endoplasmic reticulum to Golgi vesicle-mediated transport
Cellular component (GO): endoplasmic reticulum-Golgi intermediate compartment; COPII-coated ER to Golgi transport vesicle; Golgi apparatus
Source: RefSeq, a predicted model, not a curated record
AUGCUCCCUGAUAAACGUUGCCAGGCAGCAAACGCACAAGUGUGCUCAGGAAAAUCAGGGAGCACUCCCUUCUACGAGGAGCAACACGUCUAUAAAACUAUGAGGGCUCACCCGGAAGAGCUUCUAACGGUGCUUUUACGGGGCUACGGAACUGCUGGACCGUGGGGGUGGCUGACGCUGCUCCUGGUAGCUUGCGCGGCAUGGGCCUCUGAAAUCACUUUCGAGCUGCCUGACAAUGCCAAACAAUGUUUUUACAAGGAGAUUGUCCAGGGCACAAAGUGCACCCUCGAAUUUCAGGUGAUCACUGGAGGUCAUUAUGAUGUGGACUGUCAGUUGGAAGGUCCUGAUGGUUCUGUAUUAUACAGAGGGAUGAAGAAACAAUAUGAUAGCUUCACAUUUACUGCAUCCAGAAAUGGAACAUACAAAUUCUGCUUCAGCAAUGAGUUCUGUACUUUCACACACAAAACUGUGUACUUUGAUUUCCAGGUUGGAGAAGAUCCACCACUGUUUCCUAGUGAGAACAGAGCAACUGCACUUACUCAGAUGGAGUCUGCGUGUGUUUCAAUUCAUGAAGCUCUGAAAUCUGUCAUUGAUUAUCAGACUCAUUUCCAGUUGAGAGAAGCACAAGGCCACAGCAGAGCAGAGGAUUUAAACACAAGAGUAGUCUAUUGGUCAAUAGGGGAGGCAAUCAUUCUUCUUGUAGUUAGUGUUGGGCAGGUAUUUCUCCUCAAAAGCUUCUUCUCAGAUAAAAGAACCACAACAACCCGUGUUGCAUCAUAA